This is a messenger RNA of Oncorhynchus tshawytscha (Chinook salmon), 2792 nucleotides long. It is a transcript of the gene wdsub1, whose product is annotated as WD repeat, sterile alpha motif and U-box domain containing 1. The coding region runs from base 514 to 1974 and encodes 486 amino acids. The transcript has 13 exons. Lineage: Eukaryota; Metazoa; Chordata; Actinopteri; Salmoniformes; Salmonidae. Gene Ontology annotation, biological process: protein ubiquitination. The record is from RefSeq and is a predicted model, not a curated record. Gene Ontology annotation, molecular function: ubiquitin-protein transferase activity; protein binding.
GCGUGUGGAAAGCGCUCUGCUUUAGGUUUUACGGUUUUGAUUGAGCUGUGUUUUUCUUCCGUUUCUUGAGUUGCAGCAAAUCUGCACAAUUAGCGGAUUCCCCGUCUACACACUCACUCAUUUGGACACACACACUCGCCAUAUGGUGCGUUCAGGACAAAUGGGAACUCGGAAAAAAACGAGGUCAAAUCAUGACGUCAGUGCUCUUGAGGUCAGUUAGUCGAAGCUUUAGAGUUCUGAGUUGGAUGACCGUUCAAAACGAAUUAUCCAAUUCAGAGCUAGUUUUUUUCGCGAGUUCCCAGUUGUCUUGAACGCACUGAAGUUUGAAGUGGAGAUUUCCGAGCUCCUAGUUGUUUGAACGCGGCAAUACCCUGGUCACUGCAGCUACCCAUAGACGCAUAUUUCUGGGGGGAAGGUCAUUACCGUCAGCUGAUCAUAUGACAGCGUGCGCAUGACCAGGAAGUAAACAUUGAACAGAGACACACAAAGAGGGAUUCUUCAAGACCAACUCAAAUGGUGUCCCUGAUCUGCACCCUGCAAGACCAUCGCGACGAUGUCAACUGGUGCGCCUUCUCCCCGACACUGCUGGCCACCUGUUCAGCUGACAAAACCGUACGAAUUUACAACACCCAAGACUUUUCCGAAGUCCCAUACUCCCCGCUCUCUGGCCACGGCUAUGGCGUCCAUUGUUGUUGCUUCAGCGCCUGUGGUCAGUAUUUAGCCUCGUGUUCAACUGAUGGUUCCACAGUUGUGUGGUCAACGGACACAGGUGAGAUAGAGGCAGUGUUGGAGCAUCCUGGUCGGAACCCCGUCAGGGUCUGCGCCUUCUCGCCCGACUCUUCACACCUGGUUUCGGGGGCGUCCGAUGGUACUUUAGGUCUUUGGGAUUUCCGUACGAAAACAUUGCACAGGACGGGGGCAGUGAAUGACACCACUAUGGUGGCAUGCUCCUUCACCCCCUGUGGCCAGAUGUUUGUCACUGGAUCUACGUAUGGGGACCUCAGGCUGUGGGACCUGGACAUGAACCAGCUUCAUGCGGAGAAGAACACUCAUGACUUGGGGGUCACCUGCUGCUGCUUUGGCCCCAAGAUCCUCAGUGGUAGCGGUACGGUACAGUUCCGCCUGGCCUCCUGUGGACAAGACAGCACGCUGAAGAUAUGGACCGUCUCCAGGUCCAACACAGGCAGCUGUAAGAUGCAGCUGCUGCACACCCUGACCGGCCAGUCUGCCCCGGUGCUCUCCUGUGCUUUCUCUGCGGACGGACAGCUGCUUGUGUCUGGCUCAGUGGACAAAACUGUCACAGUAUACGAUGCUAGCCAGGGGACUUUGCUCUACAUAUUGAACCAACACGAGAGGUACGUGACGGCGUGUGCCUUCUCUCCCAGCACACCUCUGUUCGCCACGGGUUCUAUGGACAAGACUGUCAAUAUAUGGAGAGUAGAGGAUGGACACAGUGGCCAUGAAGGCAAAUCUUUACCUGUUGAAACUGCAACAUUCUCAUGCGAAGGCAGAAAGUUGCUGUGUCACUCCAGGCUUCUGGUCAGUGAUUGGUCAGAGGAGGACGUGGGGGCGUGGCUGUGUGAGGAGGGGCUGCAGGUGCUGGUGGAAAACUUCAAGGCAAACAACAUAGAUGGAGCGGAGCUCAUCAGUCUGACCAAGGAGACACUGGCCUCAGAACUCAACAUAGAGUCUGUGGGGUUGCGCAGUAAGGUCCUGAGGAAGGUGGAGGAACUGAAGGCGGGGUGUGUGUGUACCGGUGUUCCUGAUGAGUACCUCUGUCCAAUCACCAGAGAGUUGAUGAAGGACCCUGUUAUCGCUGCAGAUGGGUACUCCUAUGAGAGGGAAGCGAUUGAGAGCUGGAUCGCAACCAAGAAUCGUUCCAGCCCCAUGACCAACCUGCCCUUACAGACCACACUUCUGACCCCAAACCGAACCCUGAAGAUGGCUAUUGGACGCUGGAGGACCAGCCAGUGAGAAAGAGGGCUGCAUCGGCAUCUUCUACAUCCAUUUCAAUCUGAAGGCGGGUCUAUCCCUCAGUUAACUUCUGACCAAAAGUAGGCUCAUAGUACAUAAAGCUAUAUAUGAUGAUGUUUUCAGGUUGACCAUACUGAGCUUCGAUUCAACCCCUCACUGUGUCUGUUGGGAUGAAACUGCUUUAGAAUGUAAAUAUUUAUAGCUGAUGAGACAUUCUAAUAUAUAUAUUCUCAAACUCAUGCAUGUUAACCAUGUUUAACUCUGCUAUUUACUCUACUCUGCUGCUUUAGCUCCAGAACCAUUUCGAUGUACAGUGUAUUCAGAAAGUAUUCAGACCCCUUGACUUUUUCCACAUUUUGUUAUGUUACAGCUUUAUUCUAAAAUUGAUUAAAUUGUUUUUUCCCCCUCGUUAAUAUACACAUAAUACCCCAUAAUGACAAAGCAAAUUACAGCCUCCGGUCUUCUUGGGAGUGACGCUACAAGCUUUGCACCCCUGUAUUUGGGGAGUUUCUUCCUUCUCUGCAGAUCAUCUCAAGCUCUGUCAGGUUGGAAGAGGAAUGUCGCUGCACGGCUAUUUCCAGGUCUCUCCAGAGAUGUUCGAUUGGGUUCAAGUCGGGGCUCUGGCUGGGCCACUCAAGGACAUUCAGAGACUUGUCCCGAAGACAUUCCUGUGUUGUCUUAGCUGUCUGCCUAGGUUCAUUGUCCUGUUGGAAGGUGAACCUUCGCCCCAGUCUGAAGUCCUGUGCACUCUGGAGCAAGUUUUCAUCAAGGAUCUCUGUACUUUUCUCCGUUCAUCUUUCCCUCAAUCCUGACUAGUC